Messenger RNA from Strongyloides ratti, 816 nucleotides. RefSeq names its product 40S ribosomal protein S2. The record is from RefSeq and is a predicted model, not a curated record. The transcript is spliced from 2 exons. The coding region runs from base 1 to 816 and encodes 271 amino acids. Gene Ontology annotation, biological process: translation. Gene Ontology annotation, molecular function: structural constituent of ribosome; RNA binding. NCBI's taxonomy places the organism in Eukaryota, Metazoa, Nematoda, Chromadorea, Rhabditida, Strongyloididae. Gene Ontology annotation, cellular component: cytosolic small ribosomal subunit; ribosome.
AUGGCUGAACGUGGAGGUUUCCAAGCUGGAUUCGGAUCCGCUCGCGGAGGACGUACAGAAGGAGGUGCUCCAACAGGAGGACGUGGUGGACGCGGAGGAAGAGGUCGUGGACGUGGUGGAAAUCGUCCAGCCGGCCGUGGAAAAGAAGAAGCAACAUGGACACCAGUUACAAAACUUGGACGUUUAGUUAAAGAAGGAAAAAUUACAACAAUUGAAGAAAUUUAUCUUAAUGCUCUUCCAAUCAAGGAAUACGAAAUCAUCGAUCACCUUCUUGGAACUGGACUUAAAGAUGAAGUAUUGAAAAUUUCACCUGUUCAAAAACAAACAACUGCCGGACAACGUACUCGUUUCAAGGCUGUUGUAGCUAUAGGAGAUCAAAAUGGACAUGUAGGUCUUGGAGUUAAAUGCUCAAAAGAAGUUGCUACAGCUAUUCGCGGAGCUAUUAUUACCGCAAAACUCGCUAUUAUCCCAGUUCGUAGAGGAUAUUGGGGAUCAAAACUCGGAAAACCACACACAAUCCCAUGUAAAGUUUCAGGAAAGUGUGCUUCUGUCUUGGUAAGACUUAUUCCAGCACCAAGAGGUACUGGUAUUGUUUCUGCACCAGUUCCAAAGAAAAUGCUUCAAAUGGCUGGUAUUGAAGAUUGUUAUACAUCUGCUGUUGGACAAACUGCAACACUCGCUAACUUUGCUAAAGCUACAUUUUAUGCUAUUAGAAGAACAUACACUUAUCUUACUCCAGAUCUUUGGAAAGAAACCGAACUUGAUAAGACUCCAUACCAAACCCACUGGGAAUCCUUGGCUAAUGCACGGGCCUAA